AUGACUACGCAACCAGCAGUAGCAGAAAACUACGAUUUUAAGGAUAUAUUUCCCACAUGCUUAAAUGAUUUUCAUACUCAUACAACUAAUAGCAAAACUAAUGUUGAAUCUCAAAUUGGUAAUACAUGUUCAGUAACUGCAAAUUCUUUAAAUUUUCAUCAACAUUACAGAUAUUUUUUUGUAUCAAAAUGUAAAGAGCUUCUUCUCUAUUUAAAUUAUAUAAAAAAUAAAAAUAGCACUACUGAAAUAGCACCAGGUUGUAAAUAUUUCAAUUAUAAGUUAAAAUAUUUAUUAAAUAUUUAUAAAUGUCCUGAACAGAGCACUGAAAAAGCUUAUAAAAAAAUGAUAAUUGAACAAAAUGAAGAAACUUAUUUUAAUGUAUCUAAUAUAUGUGAAACAUAUAUUAAAGACCUUAGUGAUGAUACAUUUCAAAAAUUCGAAAAAUUGAAUGAUCUCUACAAUGCCUUUAUACUACAGAGGAGAAACUGCCCUAAAAAUAGUACAUGUUUUAAAAAAUACACAGAUUAUUCAGAAACUUGUGAAAAUCUGAAUAAAAACAGUUAUUGUCAUGUUCUAAAUUCAUUUAAACUUCUGUAUAUUCAAGAUAGUGUAAAUGAAUAUAUCCAUAAGGAAGCUUAUGAACACUCACAGUCCUCAUUGUUUAUACACAUACGUGCAGCAUUUUUAACUAUAAUAUUUUCAAUAUUUACAAUAACUUUAAUAAUAUUCAUUUUUUAUAAGAAUACAUCUUAUAGAUCAUAUCUAGAACAAUUAUUAGUGAAAAUAAGGAGAUUUUUUAAUAAAAAGGAUGAAGAAUAUCUUAUAUACUUUGAUUCAUUAGAAAGCCCAUACAAACCUUCUAUUGAUAAGGAUUAUAGUAUAGAAUAUAGUUCAGUAGACUAUUCUUAA
Plasmodium gonderi is the source of this 909-nucleotide messenger RNA. Its product is annotated as variable surface protein. The transcript is spliced from 3 exons. Lineage: Eukaryota; Apicomplexa; Aconoidasida; Haemosporida; Plasmodiidae. The record is from RefSeq and is a predicted model, not a curated record. Bases 1 to 909 code for a protein of 302 amino acids.